AUGGUGGGUCAAUUGUGGAUUUGGAGAAUCGACUCAAAUACCCUCGUUACAGCCCUGCCGGAGAGGUGGCACGAAGGGCCGGAAAUGACUCUGCUUGACAAGAUUGCGACACACAUCGCCGAGUGGCCUCCGCGGCGGCUUGAGGAGAUGACGGAGAUGAUUAUUGAGGUAGCCACGACCUUUAUCGAUGCGCCGGCUAACUCUGGGUUUGAUACCAACGUGUUUGAUAUCUUUGAGGAGAGCAUCGCGAUGAUGGCCGACAAGGAAACACGGGCCUACAAGACCUUUUACAAGCAGCAAGAGACGUGUGCACGGCUCAAUGGCAAAAUCCGAGACAGGCAGCCUCUAACAGAAGGGGAGAGGGAGGUGUUGCGCAAGGCGGAAGACGACGUGUGCGACAUACUGGAGGAGACGCGAUACCUGGAGGAGAUCAAGGAUAUCUGCGACGAGCUCAAGAUGAUUGAGAGGGUGUUUGAAGACCAGGCCAACUUCUUGACGGCGUACGACUCGUCGACGCCUUGGCCGCAACCGGUGCUGGAGCUCGAUAUCUGGGUGUUUAGGAGGCGGAAGUUGACGAUGCUGAGGGUGGAGGCGGAGGUGGUGGAGCAGUCGCUCCGGACCCUUUUAGAUCUGAAGCAGAAGCAAGGGAAUCUCAACGAAGCGAGGGACACGAGAAAACUAGCGGACAACGCGGAGCAGAGGGCGCUGGAGGGGGAGAGGCAGUCCCAGAUGAUCUUCAUCUUCACCGUCGUCACCGUCAUCUACGUGAUGAUUGCGGAAACGAGGGCCUCGCGAUUCCUUACCGACAUACCGAGCGACUACUUGCAGGUGUACUGCUGGCCGGUAGCCAUGAGACUACGCCAUUACAUUCACUACUAG
This is a messenger RNA of Parascedosporium putredinis, 879 nucleotides long. NCBI's taxonomy places the organism in Eukaryota, Fungi, Ascomycota, Sordariomycetes, Microascales, Microascaceae. The record is from the annotation of a GenBank genome assembly.